Molecule: messenger RNA, 4334 nt
Organism: Colossoma macropomum (tambaqui)
Lineage: Eukaryota; Metazoa; Chordata; Actinopteri; Characiformes; Serrasalmidae
Gene: acsl1b
Product: acyl-CoA synthetase long chain family member 1b
Exons: 21
Coding region: 202-2295 (697 amino acids)
Biological process (GO): very long-chain fatty acid metabolic process; long-chain fatty acid metabolic process; long-chain fatty-acyl-CoA biosynthetic process
Cellular component (GO): endoplasmic reticulum; membrane
Molecular function (GO): arachidonate-CoA ligase activity
Source: RefSeq, a predicted model, not a curated record
CCAAGUUUAGAGGGUCUGGGCCUGGUCAGAUUACCUUUGCCCUGGAAAAGCUGGAGCAGCAUGUGACUGAGUGCGUGUGCCCACUUGAGCAGCUGCUCUCUCUGACCCCUGCGGGAGUGUCAUUCAAAGAGGAAGUCAACAAGAUGAUACAGUCACUGCUUCUUUAAUCCAAUCAGAGACAAGAUCCAUUAGCAGACAGACAUGCAGGCUCACGAGCUGUUGAAGCAGCUGCGUCUGCCUGAAUUGGAUGAUGUUCAGCAGUACAUUCGCAGUCUGUCCACCCGGACGCUGGUGGGCGUGGGGGCCUUCGCAGCUUUCACCACCUAUUGGUACGCCACACGACCUAAAGCCUUGAAACCGCCCUGCGACCUGCGCAUGCAGUCUAUGGAGCUGCCGGGUGGAGAGUUUGCCCGCAGGUCAGCACUGGUAGAUGAUGACACGCUUCUAUCUUUUUACUAUGAUGAUGCUACAACAAUGUACGAGUGCUUCACCAGAGGCAUGAGGGUAUCAAAUAAUGGACCUUGCGUGGGGGCUAGAAAGCCUAAGAAGCCUUAUGAGUGGCUGUCCUAUUCAGAGGUUGCAGAAAGAGCGGCGAACCUGGGCUCAGCACUGCUGCACAAGGGCCACUCCAAAACCACUGACCAGUUCGUCGGCAUCUUCGCUCAGAACAGACCGGAGUGGACCAUCGCAGAGCUGGCCUGCUACACAUAUUCGCUGGUAGCCGUACCUCUGUAUGACACACUGGGCGCUGAGGCCAUCGACUACAUCAUCGAGAAGACAUGUAUCUCCACGGUGGUGUGCGAUGUGCCGGCAAAGGCUUGUCUGCUGCUGGACUGCAUAUCGGGCAGGGCACACACAUUGCAGACACUGGUCCUGAUAGAGGACUUUGAUUCGGAACUGGUGGCUCGAGCCAAGAAGUGCGGCGUGGAGAUCAUCAGCCUCAAGGAGGCAGAGGCACUUGGUAAGGCGCACCGGCAGCAGCCCACACCUCCUCAGGCUGAUGACUUGGCUAUUAUUUGCUUUACCAGUGGAACCACAGGAAACCCAAAGGGGGCAAUGCUCACCCACAGAAACAUUGUGUCCAAUGUUUCUGCCUUUGUGAAGAUUACCGAGACCAGCUGUCCCCUUGGCCCCAGUGAUACACACAUCUCUUACCUACCUCUGGCACACAUGUUUGAGCGAGUGGUGCAGGGUGUGAUACUGGUCCAUGGGGGUCGUAUCGGCUAUUUCCAAGGAGAUAUCCGAAGACUGAUGGAUGACCUCACGACCCUGCGGCCUACUGUUUUCCCAGUGGUGCCUCGUCUGCUCAACCGCAUGUUUGACAAGAUACUGGGACAGGCCAAUACUCCACUGAAGAAGUGGAUCCUGAAUUUUGCAUUCCGGAGGAAAGAGGCUGAGAUGAUGAGUGGUAUUAUGAGGAGAAACAGUUUUUGGGACAAAAUCAUCUUUAAGAAAGUCCAGGCCAGUGUUGGAGGUUGCGUGCGUUUGAUGAUGACCGGAGCUGCUCCCAUUUCUGCCUCUGUGCUUACCUUCCUGCGUGCAGCGCUGGGCUGCCAGUUUUAUGAAGGUUAUGGACAAACUGAGUGCACUGCUGGCUGCUCCAUUACAAUGUCAGGAGACUGGACUGGAGGUCAUGUUGGACCUCCUAUGCCCUGUAACCAUGUGAAGCUGGUGGAUGUUGCUGAGAUGAACUAUCUGGCUGUGAAUGGAGAAGGAGAGGUUUGUGUGAGGGGGCCUAAUGUGUUUAAGGGAUAUCUGAAAGACCCAGAGAAGACUGAGGAGGCCCUCGACCAGGACGGCUGGGUCCACACAGGAGACAUCGGCACGUGGAUGCCGAACGGCACUCUGAAGCUCAUUGACCGUAAGAAGCACAUCUUCAAGCUUGCUCAGGGAGAGUACAUCGCCCCCGAGAAGAUUGAGAACAUUUACAUCAGGAGUGAAGCUGUUGUACAGGCAUUUGUUCAUGGGGACAGCUUACAGGCCUGCCUGGUGGCCAUCAUUGUGCCUGACCCGGACUUCCUGCCUGCCUGGGCCAGUAAGAAAGGCUUUCAUGGCUCUUAUGAGGAGCUCUGCAACAACAAGGCAGUGAAAGAUGCCAUUUUGGAGGAUAUUGUUAAACUGGGCAAACAAAGUGGGCUGAAGUCUUUUGAACAGGUGAAGGACAUUGCUCUGCACACAGAACUGUUCUCUGUCCAAAAUGGCCUUCUCACUCCAACCCUCAAAGCCAAGCGCACUGAGCUCAGAAACCACUUCAGGCAGCAGAUCGACCAGCUCUAUUCCAAAAUUCACAUGUGAUUCUGAUCCUGUAGUAGUAAACAAAUACUAGCGCCGAAUGAAAGCAAAUAGGAGUCAGUUACCAUCGUGAAGAUAAUAUCAUGCUAACUGGUCCUCACUAACUUUCAUCCUUUGUUAGCUACAUUAAUACUUUUAGGUUUUCCUUUGAAGAGCCAUCCUCAGCGAGGAGCCAUGCCUUCUCCACGCCACACUUCCACUGCCUUUCCACAUGUACAUGGGGAUAAAGAGAACACCGGAUCAAGAAGGAGAAAUCCACCGUCUCACUAGUUACCCUCCAGAACAUCAUACCUCACAGUCGGCUUGAUGUUUGGGACGACCUCAGGUUGCUGCAGUAGAUGGGUAGCUGGAGACUUUUUAUAAGGGACAUUUUCUCUAACACUUGAUACAGAUUUGCCCAAGAAAAUUUGGAAAGUUCUUGGGCAUUUUCGAAAAAACUUUUUAAAGAUUUUCUUUUUUUUUUUCAAAAUGACUGCCAAAGAUUGCUUGAGUGCUAAACUGUGCCAACGUGAUCGCUUACCUUCUGCCUUGGAGGUUCUGACAUUCAGCCCACUUUCACAGAUAAACUCAACACUGCAAAAAAUUAUAUAUUAAGCAGUGAAAACCAUCUUAAACUGAGGCAAUAUGACUUUUUUUAUUUUGAGUGUGUAAGAAAAAGUAAAAGGAAAUGUUGUACAGGGAACAAACUUGACAUUUUUCCUGCACAUUUUGGAGCACAGUUUUAUUAAUUUGCUGAGUUUAACAUAUUUGGGGCAGGGAGGGCAUAAACGUUGAAUGUGCCUUAACUUUUGCACGGGCCACAGUUUGAGUAUUUCCCCAGUAUGUUAAAUUCAGCAAAUAAACAAUAAUUGUGCAUUAAAAAUGUUUUUUGUGGAGGAUGUGUUAACUUAGGAAAUCAACAAUACACACACACACACACACAUAUAUAAGAUCAUUCAACCAUAAGUGUAGACAUUUUCUCCUAUAUAUAUAUAUAUAUAAAUUGGAGAAAAUGUCUCUCUAUACUUUUGGUUGAAUGAUCUUAUAUUUUUACCACCUCAUAUUGAGAAAUAGUAGCUGUAUCACCUCCAUUUAAGAUGUUUUCACUUUAAAAAUAUAUCAUUUUUGCAGUUCAUCACUCUUUUUAAGCUGCAGGUAUCACAUAAACAAAAGGGCCACCACUGUUAGCAUAGCCAUUAAGGUAGCCUCGGUGUAGCAAGUAUUGAUGAUGUAUGCGUCCUGAAAAGUCAAUUCGUUCUUAAAGCUUUAUUUUGUUUUUGGGGCCCUGAUUGGUUCACAGUCAGAAGUGCUGCUAACUAUUAGGCUAUAGUUGACUGUACUGGUACCCAUGCAGCCACAGUAGUGGUGCCACUGGGCACUGUGCUAUAUAUUUGCAAUAUGCAUGGACAUAGCCAUGUGUUCAUAAAAUAUUUAUAUCAAGUGUGUGAUUAUUUUAUGUCAUUUGCUGCUCUAUUUCAAGAAGGAUCUUUAGCUCGCAUUCCUACGGCUACACCCAGAUCUGAUGAAUAUGUUCACAAGAAACAAAGCUCAGCAUAGCUUGUUUAUAUGGUUUUAUUAUUGAUGAAUAGUGUAAAGGUACAGAGAUGACAUUGAAUUUUAUAGAUGCUUUGUAUGUGCCUGAUGUGAAGAGCUGGGUCAAUAUGCAGCUAGAAUCAACUUUUUUUUUUUUGCUUUUGUUUGGUUAAAUUAAUUAAGGAUGUACUUGGUACUGUUUUAUCUGAUCACUCCAAGAUGUUAUAUGCACAAAAUAAUACAAAAUCUGUUGUGUACAGUAACGUUUUGUAAACACUGUCUGAUAUCCAAGUCCCACUGUUAUCAUUUAUACUGACUUUUUGGUAUGAAGGGUUUUGUGAAACUUUGAUUGUUUGUCGAGCAGUGUAGUGCCACUUCCAUCACGCUCUGGAUAUGUAUGUGUGUGCUGGGGAAUGUAUCUGAUAAAGUCAAAGGGAAAUAUUCAAAUUAUUCAGAAGAAUUGUUUUGCAGUAUAUAUGUGCUUCACGUAAAAAGAUGUACAUGACUGAAAUUAAAUGUGAUUUUCUGGA